GACGUUCCGCCUGAGUGUCAUUCAUUUCCAGGCACAGAGCAACAUGGCGGAGCGGGGCCGUAUCGGUUGAGCUGGUGCCAAACACCCGUGCAGCAGAAGUGCAUUAGGACACCGUGGACCUGCGCGGCCGUGGCAGGAGAACGCGGCCUGUGGGAGUGGGCUGAGGCCAGCUUCAUAGUGGGUAUCCGUCGCCCCCCUCCCCUCCCAAACGUGAGCCGAAAGGCGAGCAGGGAGGCACGAAAACAACUCGGACAUGAACGGGGACAUCGUCUGCAGCUCUCACUCGGUGACGGUGUUAACCUGCACCAAGCCCAAGUCGGCCGUCCACGAUGAGACGACGAGCGUCAGGCUGACACAGGCGGGGGGGAGCUCUCCCGCCGGCGCCCCGCAGCACGACCUUCCAAGUCAGGCAGACGGCAGGACAUCAGAUCCCAUCUGCGCCACGCUAAGAGACCCAAAACUGGAUUUAACGGCGACGGGUAGCACCUUCAGCCAGCGUACGCUUCCACAGCUCUUCUGCACGCAGAGCUGCCUUCGCCCCCCUCAUGAGAGUCCCAUGCCCCUCGGCAACAGCUUAUCUCACGCUUACCUCCACGGUAACAACAAAAAUGGCGGCGCGCACCACGGAAACCAAAGGAGGGGGGCUCGGGCCAAAGUCCUGGGGAAGAAGUCCACAAGGAGAACGGAAGGAGGGAAAAACUCUCAGAACCGAAAAGUUACGGACUUUUAUCCAAUAAGACGGAGCUCAAGAAAAAGUAAAACAGAACUGAAGUGGGAGCAAAAGAAGCUCAUUGACGAUCUCAUCACCAAUGGGAUCGAGGAGGGAAUGGAGGUUCAGCACAUAGAAGGAAAGGGCAGGGCGGUGUUUGCCACUCGGUGUUUCCAAAAAGGCGACUACAUCGUGGAGUACCACGGCGACCUGCUGCAGAUCACCGACGCUAAGAAGAGGGAGGCAGAGUACGCUCAAAACCCCGCCACCGGGUGCUACAUGUACUACUUCCAGUACCUCUGCAAAACAUACUGCGUGGACGCCACCAAAGAGACGGGUCGCAUGGGCCGGCUGAUAAACCACAGCAAAAACGGGAACUGCCAAACCAAACUCCACGACAUCAACGGAGUCCCUCACCUCAUCCUCGUCGCCUCCCGGGACAUCGACAAAGGCGAGGAGUUCCUGUACGACUACGGGGACCGCAGCAAAGCCUCCAUCGCUGCCCACCCCUGGCUCAAAUACUGACGGGACGCGGUCAGCAACACUUGUUUCUUCUAGCUAGCGGACACGUUGCCUUAGAAACAGAAUGUGUGCCCCUUCUGAGGAGGCUGGGGGGGUGUUAGGUGGUGGGGUGGACCGGGUACCGAUCACAUUUCAAUGAAGGUCCGUCUGCCUCGUCAGAGGGGCCUGUGUACUUUUAUUUAUAUGUGUCUGAAACAUUCUGGUUGUGUUGCAGCACAUUUCUUUUGUACAUUUUGUACUCCCUGAAGACCAAUGCCUCUACAGCAUGCAGGCGGUAGUUAAUGCUCAGCGUUUUUUUAUACGGCUUUUUUUUCUUAACUUCUCCCUAGAUACUUAGCAAUACUUCCCCUGAAUGGAUUUUAAGCCCCAUUUGGAUCCACAAGCAUCAUAAGAUCCACGGUAAAAUGUCUUUCUACGAAAUAUAUUCUGCUCAAGUGGACGUCAGUCACGGGAACCGUUUGUCGCUGUUAGUCGGCGCCCAAUAGUUAACCAUAUCCUGGUUCAGUUGGCAUUUUUUAUUAAAAGCAAAAAUGUUUUGGUGAAAAAACGAAAUGUAAAGCAAGCUUGUGCCAACUCUGAAAUGCCCAGUAUGAAUGUAUGUCUUUCCUUUUUUGGGGGGGUUUUUAGAUAAUGAUGUAUUUUUAAUAUCAAAGACGAGGCUCACAUUUGAAUUUAAAAAGUGAUAAAAUACAAGAAUUUCUGCGAAUUCUUGUAGAGUCUUCUGCUGUAACUGCUUGAAUGCAAGUGUCUGUUAAGAUUUGAUUGAUUAAAUAUCUACAGAUCUUUAGCCGAUACACUGCCCCCCCCUCCAAUUAAUAAUACUUAAAGGAAAACUAUUCAUAACGCACCGUUUCACAUUAAAACGGCACAUUUUAAUGUCUUUUAUUGGGAUUUAUGUGGUAGACGGAGUAGUGCAUCAAGUUAAGGGGCAAUAACUUUUUUCCCUUCAGGAAUAAAAGUCUGAAAAGUGCGGUGUGCUUCUGACUCUUUUGGCUACAAGUGUUUUUUGGGGUGUCUCUACCUUUUGCAAAUCCAGAAGCUGACAUUUGUGAUUAUUCUAUGCAAAAAAAAAAAAAAAAAAAGGAGGUAAAGCUCAGUGAAUUUGGAUUGUUUGGUUCUGUACUCUGACUGGACUAUUCAAAUGAUCUGACCCCCUGCAGGGUUCCCUGUAGCUGUACGUUUCAGGGCGUGUUCCUGCUGGAAGGUGGAAGCUGUCUCUAUAGCUGCCUCCGACACGAUUCCUUCCAGGGUUGCCCUUUGUUUAGCUCCAACCAGCUUCCCAGUCCCUGCUGCUCUCAGCCGGCCUACGGCACAAUGCCGCCGCCACCAUCUUUCACCUUGUAGACGUUCUCUUUUGGCAUCACCUGACAGGAGGAGACUCUUCUGCAUCUUUGCGGUCUCCCUCACACGGCGCAUGUUUGUUUUCCAUAAGAACCAGAUUGGUGGAGUACACAGCUAAUAGUUCUCCAGCCAACAGAUUCUCCCAUGAGAGCAUCUAAUCUCCGCUGCUCCUCCAGAGUUACCUAGGGCCAGCUUAGAUGCACGGCCGUGUUUGGAAUUGCAAAAGACUCCCAUUUUUGGCUGAUUGAUGGGACAGAGCUCUGUGAGACGUUCAGUGGCUGGAUGCCGUUUUAUAACCGAACCCUGCAUUGAUCGGUCUCCCCGACCUUCCCUCUGUGCUCCUCGCUCUUCAUGAUGCCCUUUGUUCUCUAAUGUUCUCUAACAAACCUCUGCACCCAGAAAACAAAACAGCUGGAUUUUAUUUAGGGGUAUCAGAAUUAAGCGGGCUGAAUACAAAGCCACACCUUACUUUUUAGGCUUUUAGUUGUAAAAAAAAAUAUUGUAAACUGUCUUUCGUUUUCCUCCUGCUUCCUGAUUUGUACGCCACUAAAAGGUUUGACGUAGCGCCUAACGUGCGUCGUCACAUAAAAUCCCCAUAAAACACAUUGAAGUUGGUGGUGGUAACAUGACGAGAUGUGAAAGAGAUAAAAGGGUGUCAAGCUGGGUUUGUUCUGUUUGGCUCAGUCUGCUAUGUUGUCUAAGGAGGGCGACAUUUACCAGGAACCAGAGGCUUUGCAGAAACAAUGAUCAACAUCCACAGUUUUUGAUCUAGGCCACAGAUAAGUUUUACAGACGACACGUUUGGUUUUAACGACCAGACGUUAUCGGCUCAUUGAGCAUUGGAGGUACUAAAGUCAAAGCUUUCAGUCCUUUUGUUGUUCCUAAGAGAAGACUGCCAGCAGUGGCGUGUCUAAACUAAACUAUAAAACGGGACACACUCCCAAGUCAUUGUACACUUUACUCCCCCCUAGCUAGUUAUGUGUUUUACAGAUGGGUAAGAAAAGCUUGUUGGCAACCUUCUCAGAGGGAAGGAGCAAUAGGAAGACUAUAGAGAGUUUAAGAAUAACGUAAGUUGGUACAAAUAAACUUAAUUGGAUGCAAAUAAAACUAGAGAAUUUAAACUUUUUAGCGCAUGAAUGAAUUCAGUAUGAACUAAAAGCUCCAUGAAUUUUUAUGUGGGGUAUUCUCGAUGCUUAGAUGUUUUACAUGUAAAGCUGACCUUUUUUUAACAUCUCCAUCCCUAUUUUUGUACUAAUUUAAUGCAUACUGUAAGCAGAGUUCUGCCAGCGCCUUGAUCAAAGAACUAGCAGCUGCUUUGUUUAGCAUUCUUUUUUUACCUUCAGGAAUUUUAAAUUGCUAUUAUUAUGGUAAAUUUUCUCAAAUAUGAGUUCAUUCUGGGUUUUUUCUUCCCCAUAUAUGUACUUAAAAAAGAAAUGUCAUGAUAUUUAUAUGAAUCAAUGUUUCCUGAUGGCUAAAAUCAACAGGAGUAUUAAACAAGUUUAAAAUGAUAACAGAUUUUUAUGUAGAUCUUGGGAUACCGUCAACAGCUUUUUAAUUAUUUCUCAAACUAAAGGGUGUCUUCAAAUGUAGGAAAACCAAACUCGGAGAGUGAAAUGUUACGUUUGUUCGGGUUCCAAUAUUUCUCUAACAGCGGAUCAAGUCACAUUUGUUGUGCAGUGAUAAAGAAACCUGGGUCUAUAUGUUACAUUCGUUGUAGGUUCUGUUGCAUACGUUAAGUUAUUCAACUAACAGUGUCAGUGUUAUGUUUGUAAAGUUCUAAGGAAAUCAACAAUCUCACUGGCUAUUUAAUAAUGAAAAGGAGUUUUCCUCAAGAGGGUGCAUUUCUCUUAGCUUUCCCUUUUUCCUUAUUGCUCUUAUGGUACUGUCAUUAUGUUGUAGAUCUUUAAUAUAGACGGACCCCAGGGCUCCUUCCUCAAGAAGAGAGUUAUGGAAAAUCAACUUAAUUAUUCAGAUCAGUAGUUUACUUUGGCUCAAGCUACAGCAGUAAACAUGUAGCUUAGCGUAAGAUCACUGAAAAUGGAGAGAAGCACCUAGACUGACUUUAGAAAUGUGUCGCCAUUUGCCUUCUGAAGACAGAAACUACAUUUAACAGUCAGCAGUUGCUGAAAUGCAGCAGAAAACACUUAUUUUACACCAAAAAAACCUACCAGUAUAAUAAGCCAGUAUACGAAAUAUAACCGCGCAAGAAUUUGGCCUAGUUAGCUGCAGGAAUGCUAGCUUUUGAUUUUAUUUAUUCGUACAAAUUGAAUUGACAACUUUGGGAUGAAUCUGAAGGAGCUAUGUGAUUGAAAGGGUUUAACACGUAAACGUUAGAGCUGUAGCUUCUUAGCUAGCUUUCCCGUUUGUUGGCUUAGCUUCAAUACGAGAUUGAAGACUCCGCUGGUUAUUCCUGUCAAAAUGUUUUACAUUUACUAUUCAAUUUUAGAUAAUGGACAAAUUGAAAAUACUCUAACAUGGAUGGCAUUUAUCAAACUUUUUUUUAACUAGUGGUAAAUUGAUGGCUCCUAUAGAAAGCAGUUUUUAUUAGCUGUACCUUUUUUAGACCUUCUGCCAAGACAAUUCUAUAAAAUAAAUUCACAGCGCAAGUACAUUCACAUUUACAUAUAUAUAUAUAUAUAUAAUCUCCAAAGUAUUUCUCCAACUCUGACAUUUGGUUUUCUGUUCAGCCAACAUUUUUCUUUCUAAUUCAUGAUAAACUUCCCCCAAAAGCUAUCAAUGUUCGCACCGAGAGGCGAGUCAAGAAAUUUCAGAAACUGUCAUUUCCUCUCUAAAACAUAACUUAUAUUUCAGAGGGAUUAAUACUUGUGUAAAAUGUUUUAAUAUGAAUCUUUCUAAGCAAAUACAUUACGUUGUCAUUAUUUUUAAGAAAUAUGGCACAGAUGCAAUAAAUAUCCAAGGGGUCAAAACUGACUUUUUUUCACAGUUUUAAGAGACAAUUUUUUGUUGUUGUAGCGCUGAAGAAAUCUUAAUGCUGGGAUUCAAGCAUUAAUGAAUAAAAGAUUUAAUAUGCAACUAAAA
Molecule: messenger RNA, 5611 nt
Organism: Fundulus heteroclitus (mummichog)
Lineage: Eukaryota; Metazoa; Chordata; Actinopteri; Cyprinodontiformes; Fundulidae
Gene: kmt5aa
Product: lysine methyltransferase 5Aa
Exons: 7
Coding region: 254-1234 (326 amino acids)
Molecular function (GO): histone H4K20 methyltransferase activity; protein binding
Source: RefSeq, a predicted model, not a curated record